AAAUGAAGCGUGUUGAGAGAAGCUUGUACAACUCCCAACUGGGUUGAUUGGACUUACGAUUGGGAAAGCUUGUUUGUUCAAGUAAAUUCAAUCAACACUGAAUCUUGCGAAACUUUGAAAUACGUCAUUGGAUUUCACUUAGAUCUUGUGAUGACGGCCUCUUCGCAAAACUCAUGCUUAAAUAGCUUCGAUAUUCGCAAAACAAGUCCAGAUUCUGCUAAAGAAGGUCCAAGUGGUUCCUCUCGACAACCAGCUUUCAAUGCAUAUCCCCUUGAAUCUUCACCUAAUUUGCUUAUUCCAACAAAUGAUGUGAUAUAUAUGCCAUUAAAUCCCACAAAUGUGCCUUUGUCGCUACAACGUGCAUGUGCCUCCAAUGAGACUGUAGGCGGUGAUACACAGAGUUACAGUCAUCCAAUAUGCCAUGGCUUCAUUUUUCCAAACUCAGAAGUAAGUUCAAAUGAUGCUGAAUUUAACCAGAUAAACAUUCCGAGUAUGCAAAAUCAUAUCAAUGAUGUUCCUUACAGUAUUCAGAGCCAGAGUUCGAGCAACGUGGACACAAAUGCCCAAAAACAUCUUCAACUCCUGUUGCUUCAAAAGUUAAUUGAGUUGCAGCUUGCUGAACAUUAUAACUCAAUUAAAGACACACUAAUACUAACUAAAGACUCCAAUAAUGAGUCUCAAAACCCUAAAUUACUGCCAUGUUUUGUCAAAAACUCUGACUUUGAUGCAAGUUCCAACCCAGUUUCAACUGUAAAUAACGAAAACUCAGAUAUGUCGACAUUUUUGGUCCCUGUUAAAGCCAAGUUUGAGGGCGAAAGUGGUUUGUCUUUACACAUAACUCCAAAUGACGAAAUCAGUAAUCCGACCCAAGGAAGUCCAGUUACCGUAGCAUACUCGAGUCAACCCAUCGUCUUAUAUCCAUUUUCUGUUCAACAAGAUAAUUCUACGGAAGAUACAUUCCCAGCCAGCCAAGCCGUGCCUGAUGCGUCCCCAGGUGGACCAACUGCUCAAACAUUUACGAUGAAGGACAUAGAUCACUGUAUACGGAGAGGUUCUCUGGAUUUCCCUUCUGAGCCAAGCAAUGACAUAGUUGAGAGUAUACGAGGUCGUACGAGACCAGGGUUUGUAUUGUUAAGCGUUCGGCAUGAAAAAAUCAACGCAGAAAAUAAGAUUUCACCAACUUCUGAGAAACAUUUCCAGGGCAGUCAUCCUCCUAUUUCAACAUCAGCCAGCCUUGAAACAAAGAAGUCGAAAAGUGUCACCAUGUCUAAAAAACUACCUAGAAAGAGAUUGAAGCAUAUGAAAAGCGAUGCAGAACUCAAAAAGCGCCCCUUAAGAGGUUCGUCUAAAUCUCUCCUAAAACGCUCUGAAAACGCUGAAAUGUCUCCGACUCCGGUAGAACUUACGGAGGAUGAUCUUAAAACUUUAUCUCCACAGUCAAGAUUUCGAGUGACUAGGUUCGCAGACAAAAAGCAAGCCUGGAUAGCUCCUGCAAAGGCAGGAUUCACUGUCCAUGAUUUAUGGACAACUAAACUUCCGGAAUAUGUGUUAAGAUGUGCCGAGCACCUAAAACUAUCAGGCUCUGGUUUAAACUUACAACAAGAAAAACUUACUGAAAUCCCAUAUUCGUUGGACGACAUUAUAAACGGACAUUGUUUGGCCUGUGAGAAGUCACCUCUUCGGACGUCUAGUUUUUAUUGCCAGCCUCCGUCUUCCUGGACAUUCGAUAUAGCUGAUAAUGCAUACAAGCCUUAAAAAUCCCAUAUGUUAUCAAACCUGGACGUUUGAUAGAUCCGCGCAUUUAUUGACUCUUCGUCCGAGCCUUUUGGUUAUGUGCAGAUUGCCUGGCUGAGUUUAACGCAAUUACCGCAACUAAUCUUUUGAGACUCUGUAUAUUAGGAGAUAGAAUCGGUUUGAAUUGCUCAGGCGCACUCACUUGUUUCUGCUUUAUAUCCCAGGUUUCUGAUCUAGCACAUAGUUUCCUGUAUUUUUACAAAUCAAUUUCAAGAAUUUCAUCUCGAUGUACCUAUAUAGUAAGCUAAAUAAUACAAUUAGAUUAUGAGACGAAAAGUUGCUUGGUUUACUGUCAUUCUUUCAGAUAAAUACAAUAACAGAACAAGUUAUUUGUUAUAUGGUUUUUAUUUCCAAACCGAUUCAACAAUUUUUUUUGUCUUUUAAAAUUGAUUUCUAGAAUUCAGAUACCUAAAUGUAUGUUGUCAAGAGUAUUUGCUCAAAAAAAUAAAUAAAUAAUAAAUUAUACAUCUAAAUAAUAUGCUUCAAAAGUGAUGAAUUUUGUUAUCCUUUUAUUUCAUGUUCUUUAUAUAUACAGUAAAUUGGUACCAUACAAUAUAAAACCUAUAUGCAUAAUGAAUUUAAAUCUAUUUUUUAAGCUCCUUGAAUAUUUCUUCUUUUCUAUUGAUGAUGUAAUUGUUCUUUAAGCAUUAUCUAUUGGAUAAAUGAAAAAAGAGUAAGAUGAUUACUUUUAAACAUUUCAAUAAAUUCAAUGUAUGAAUACUAUAGACUACUUAUAUAAUGUCAAUAUAUUUAUUUUAAUAUCGUAAAUAUAUUAUUUUAUUAGAUGUAAUAUUUUCUUUUUAUUAUUAUUAUUAUUAUGAUUAUUGUCUUUCAAUAAGCCUUUGAUUUUUCAUAUUUUGAUUUCCGAAGAAAAAAAAUAUUUUUUUUUUCAUAUAUAUGUACACGAUUGUAUAGCUUGACAAUAACUUCGUUGAAAAGAGAUCCUUUCGCUGAAAUUCGUGGUUUUUAAUUCUUCAGUGAAUUUCUUUCUUUUUUUUCUUUUCUUCUUCUUCUUCUUCUAGACUCAUAGAUAAAUUGUAUUUAAAAUAAAAUAAAGAAUUUCCCUAAUAUUACAGAUUAUCAACUUAUUAAGAUGAUAAUUGUAUUAUAUAUGGAUCCAAUGUACAAAUUAUGAAAUAAUUAUUCAAUAAAAUAAUAAAUAUUAUUCAUAAUUAUAUUUUGUUGAUAAUAUUUAACAAUUUUUUUAAAAUUUAAUAUUUUAUUCAUAAAAAAUUAUAUUCAUUUUCAUUGGAAUUUUCGUUUCAAA
Schistosoma bovis is the source of this 3061-nucleotide messenger RNA. Lineage: Eukaryota; Metazoa; Platyhelminthes; Trematoda; Strigeidida; Schistosomatidae. The record is from the annotation of a GenBank genome assembly.